UCAAAUUAUUGAGCAAGUGGAGACUGAAUGGAGCGACUCUAGACCGGAAGUUGUGAAUUACCUUUUAGCUAACCGUUGUCCGGUCUUUAUUAGAAAACUAGUUAAUUCUCUCUGUUAUUACGCUAAGUGUUUUGUAUUCUGAGAUUAUGUGUUACGUUUAUUAAGAAGUAAGAAUGUAUUAUCAAGCUAUUGUGUAGUAUUUGGUAUAAGAGUUGCUAGCGAUACGAUGUGGUAGCGUUAGCAUUUAGCUAAAAUCGCUCAACGGGAUCGUGCAGUGAAUGGAGGGGCGCGCUUAAAUGCAUUUGUUCGUACUGACAGGUUGAAUAGCAUAUAAAACAAACGGAAUAAAAACAUGGCUACUGGUGCUGAUGUUAGGGAUAUUCUGGAGCUGGGCGGAGGAGAAAAUGACGGUCCUAUCAGCAAGAAAGACCUCAUCAACUCAGAUAAGAAAAAAACAAAGAAGGCAGCAGAAACAUUGACCUUCAAGAGGCCAGAGGGAAUGCACAGAGAGGUCUACGCUCUUCUCUAUUCGGACAAGAAAGAUGCCCCCCCUCUGCUGCCCAGUGAUACAACUCAAGGCUACAGAACUGUCAAAGCCAAACUCGGCUGUAAAAAGGUUCGACCCUGGAAAUGGAUGCCUUUCACAAAUCCCGCUCGAAGAGAUGGAGCCAUUUUCCACCACUGGAGACGAGUGGCAGAAGAGGGAAAGGACUACCCAUUUGCUCGCUUCAACAAGACGGUGCAAGUACCAGUGUACUCGGAGCAGGAGUAUCAGAUGUAUCUCCACGAUGAUGGUUGGACUAAAGCAGAGACGGACCAUCUCUUUGACCUCUGCAAGCGAUUUGACCUUCGAUUUGUGGUGGUUCACGAUCGCUAUGACUACCAGCAGUACAGAAAACGCUCCGUGGAAGACUUGAAGGAGCGAUAUUACAGUAUCUGCGGCAAGCUGACCAAAGUUCGGGCAGCGUCUGGGACAGAGCCUAAAAUCUACAUUUUUGAUGCUGCUCACGAGAGAAGACGUAAGGAGCAGCUUGAUAAGCUCUUUAACCGCACGCCUGAACAAGUGGCAGAAGAGGAGUAUCUUAUUCAGGAGCUGAGGAAGAUUGAAAAUAGGAAGAAAGAGCGCGAGAAAAAGGCUCAAGAUCUGCAGAAACUCAUCAAAGCAGCUGACACAACUACGGAAUUGAGACGAGCUGAAAAGAGAGUUUCUAAAAAGAAGAUUCCACAGAAAAGAGAAACGGAAAAACCGGCGGUUCCAGAGACCGCAGGUAUCAAGUUCCCCGACUUUAAAUCAGCUGGUGUCACCCUGCGCAGUCAGAGGAUGAAACUGCCCAGCUCAGUUGGCCAGAAAAAAAUCAAGGCUAUCGAGCAGAUCCUGGUGGAGCAAGGAGUGGACCUGAACCCGAUGCCCACAGAGGAGAUCGUUCAAAUGUUCAACGAGCUCCGCAGUGACCUGGUGCUGCUGUACGAGCUGAAACAAGCUCACAGCAACUGUGAGUACGAGCAGCAGAUGCUCCGCCACCGGUACGAGGCGCUCCUGAAGGCCGGCAGCGGGGCCGGCAGCGGGGCCGGCUGCGGCGGACUCGCCGUGGUGGGACCGAGCGCCGCGUCGCAGGGCGUGGAACUCAACAUCCUGAACAGCAACGCGUCGUCCACGCCGGGGCCCGACCCUCAGUCGUGGCUCAGCGCAGACGACAUCAAGGUGGAAGCCAAGGAGCAGAUCAUUGAUGUUGUCGGAGCUCCGCUCACUCCGAACUCCCGGAAACGCAGAGAAUCGGCAUCCAGCUCAUCGUCUGUGAAGAAAGCAAAGAAGCCUUAAUGAGACGGUCUGAAGGACGUGGAGGAGAUGACCGGGGAGAGUUAUGGUCGGCCAACACGGACACAACUGAACCGGACACUAUAUUACUGUCUAUUUACACAGAAGCAACUGUGUCUGCGCACACACACACACACAGACCUACACCUCACUUACUAACUAGAUCUCUCCAAACCCUCUCCAUCUGGCUGUGACAAAGCCAACGACUGAGUGACAUUUCAUUCCAUUACUGCUCGUCUCCCUUCCUCCACCACUGGUUGGCCUGAGAUGAGGCAAGUGCAACUGUAAAUUGCCAGCCUGAGCUAAUCGGGACAUCGAGAAGAAGGUGGGAAUGACUGGGUAAUUGAAAUGAAUUGGAAUGACAGAAGAGUCGGGGAGCGGGUGGACCUGCAGCCAAAAUGCUCAUUUGAGCGCUCUAAGGGUUGUGAUUGUUUGGGGUUUUCCUGUGUAGCCUCAUCAUACUGUAGUGUUUACUGGAGAUGUUUUGAUAUUAGCCCGCAGAGGCGGCGGCCGCCUCCACCCGCUGCCCUUCCUUCACAUUCACCUCUGAGGAACGGCUUGAUUUUUCUCUCAGGUGACAUUGAAAAUCCAACAGCUCGUUGUUGAAUAAACCUUUUUGUUUUUUCUA
Oryzias melastigma (Indian medaka) is the source of this 2444-nucleotide messenger RNA. It is a transcript of the gene dmap1, whose product is annotated as DNA methyltransferase 1 associated protein 1. The record is from RefSeq and is a predicted model, not a curated record. Bases 353 to 1819 code for a protein of 488 amino acids. Lineage: Eukaryota; Metazoa; Chordata; Actinopteri; Beloniformes; Adrianichthyidae. The transcript has 10 exons. Gene Ontology annotation, biological process: DNA repair; chromatin remodeling; negative regulation of transcription by RNA polymerase II. Gene Ontology annotation, cellular component: NuA4 histone acetyltransferase complex; nucleus; Swr1 complex. Gene Ontology annotation, molecular function: transcription corepressor activity.